Lacerta agilis (Sand lizard) is the source of this 365-nucleotide messenger RNA. Its product is annotated as ras-related protein Rab-3A-like. Gene Ontology annotation, biological process: axonogenesis; protein secretion; regulation of synaptic vesicle fusion to presynaptic active zone membrane. The record is from RefSeq and is a predicted model, not a curated record. Gene Ontology annotation, cellular component: axon; synaptic vesicle membrane; plasma membrane. Lineage: Eukaryota; Metazoa; Chordata; Lepidosauria; Squamata; Lacertidae. Gene Ontology annotation, molecular function: GTP binding; GTPase activity.
AUGGCCUCCGCCACCGACGCCCGCUACGGCCAGAAAGCCUCCGACCAGAACUUUGACUACAUGUUUAAGAUCCUCAUCAUCGGCAACAGCAGCGUCGGCAAGACAUCCUUCCUCUUCCGCUACGCCGACGACUCCUUCACGCCCGCCUUCGUCAGCACGGUCGGCAUCGACUUCAAAGUCAAGACCAUCUACCGCAACGACAAGCGGAUCAAGCUGCAGAUCUGGGACACGGCUGGGCAGGAGCGAUACCGGACCAUCACCACCGCCUACUACCGGGGAGCCAUGGGCUUCAUCCUGAUGUACGAUAUCACCAACGAGGAGUCCUUCAACGCCGUCCAGGACUGGUGAGUCCCGGGGGAGACCCU